Penicillium cataractarum is the source of this 3183-nucleotide messenger RNA. It is a transcript of the gene pmr1, whose product is annotated as Ca(2+)/Mn(2+)-transporting P-type ATPase PMR1. The coding region runs from base 1 to 3183 and encodes 1060 amino acids. Gene Ontology annotation, cellular component: endoplasmic reticulum; plasma membrane; Golgi membrane. Lineage: Eukaryota; Fungi; Ascomycota; Eurotiomycetes; Eurotiales; Aspergillaceae. Gene Ontology annotation, molecular function: ATP binding; ATP hydrolysis activity; P-type calcium transporter activity. The record is from RefSeq and is a predicted model, not a curated record. The transcript has 3 exons. Gene Ontology annotation, biological process: calcium ion transmembrane transport; intracellular calcium ion homeostasis; manganese ion transport.
AUGUCAAGGUCCGCGACACCUGCGUUGCCUCUGCAUAAUGCACCAAACUCCGACUCUCCGCAACCCUCCUCCACAACCCCAUUAGGGGUCCGGCCAGAUGCGCCUUCAUCGGCUUCGACUUCGACAUACUCGUGGCUCGAACCUCAUGAAACCGCUGAAAGAUUACACACAUCUCUAUUGCAUGGCCUAACUCCUGCAGAGGCAGAGGUACGCCUCGCGCGGGAUGGCCCUAAUGAACUCCCCCAUGAAGAGCCAGAGCCCCUAUGGCUGCGAUUUGUGAAGCAGUUCAAAGAAACUCUCAUUCUCCUCCUGCUCUCCUCUGCCGGUAUAUCUUUUGUGAUGGGUAAUUACGAUGAUGCUGUGAGUAUCACUCUUGCAGUUACCAUUGUGGUCUCGGUCGGCUUUGUCCAGGAAUACCGUUCGGAGAAGUCCUUGGAGGCGUUGAACCGUCUUGUCCCGCAUUACGCCCACCUCAUCCGUGACCUUCCCUCCGCCGCAGCUGUGGUCGCAGAGCCACCCCUCGCUGGGGUAGAAUUGGAUGAAUUGAAGACCAAGAGCCCCGGCGCAGCAUCCGCUGCCAUCAAGGCAUCCACCACCGUCCCCGCGGCUGAUUUAGUACCUGGUGACCUGGUACUUUUCUCCACUGGUGACCGCAUCCCCGCCGAUAUACGAAUCACUGUCGCAACGGAUCUCACGAUUGACGAAUCGAACUUGACCGGUGAAAAUGAGCCCGUCGUCAAGUUCACUGCGGCGCUUCAUAGCCAUCAUCAUCACCAUCAUGGGAACCUCCAGGUUCCAAAGGCCAUCAGCCCUCCUCGCUCGCCAUUCUACGAUGCGCCCGCCACUGGCGCUGUCGGUGCCGAUGUUCGCCUCAAUGAGCAACACAACAUCGCAUUCAUGGGCACACUAGUCCGCUCUGGGUAUGGCCAGGGUAUCGUUAUAUCUACAGGUGCAAAGACGGAGUUUGGAAGCAUCUCAGCUUCUCUACAGGAGAUUGAGAGCCCUCGGACUCCUCUGCAGCUUUCUAUGGACCGCCUUGGUCAGGAGCUGAGCUAUAUUUCUUUCGGUGUCAUUGGCCUGAUCAUGGUUAUUGGCCUCUUGCAGGGGCGUAAGGUCCUCGAGAUGUUUACUAUCGGUGUUUCUCUCGCCGUUGCGGCUAUUCCCGAGGGUCUGCCUAUCAUUGUGACUGUCACUCUUGCACUUGGUGUACUUCGUAUGGCCAAGCGAGGGGCAAUCAUGCGUCGACUUCCUAGUGUUGAAACACUUGGCUCGGUCAAUGUUGUCUGUAGUGACAAGACUGGUACUCUGACUAUGAAUCACAUGACUGUUACCAAGAUGUGGCAUUUCGAUAGCGACGAGCCGUUUGAGGUUCAGCGGGACAUGACUUCGGUCUUGUCGCCUGGCCCUGCGGCGCGCACUAUUCUUCGCGUUGGAAAUAUUGCCAACAACGCUCGUCUUUCUCGAACCCACGCCAAUUCCCCGGCCAGUGCAUCCUCCGCAGCCGUUCUUUCGUCUACUCUCGACAGAAAUUCGACUGCCGUGAAGAGUCGCUGGGUCGGUCAGCCUACAGAUGUCGCUAUCCUUGACUUGUUGGACAUCCUGGGAGAAGAUGACGUCCGCGACCGGAUCAGUGCGCGUGUAUCUGAAACUCCAUUCAGUUCUGAGCGAAAGUGGAUGGGCGUUAUUAUCGGCACACAAAACCCCGGCGAUUCUGACGUUGCGUAUAUCAAGGGGGCCAUGGAACAGGUUUUGGCUCGUUCGGACACUUAUUUGACCAAGGAUGGCCGUGAAGUUAUUCUCGACGAGCCUCGCCGCAAGGUCAUCCGUGAAGCAGCAGAGCGGAUGGCAAGUGAGGGUCUCCGAGUCCUUGCUUUUGCCAGUGGUGCUGUUCGCAAUCCCUCUCGAGGCAUGAGAGGGUUUGGUAGUCGAUCUAGUACUCCUAGCUCCAAAUGCAGCAGCCCGGCUGAUGAUGAUGACCGCUACAAUGGAUUGACUUUUGCCGGCCUUGUCGGUAUGAACGACCCGCCUCGCAAGGAUGUGCACAAGUCUAUUCGUCGUCUGAUGGCGGGCGGAGUCAGAGUCAUCAUGAUCACUGGUGAUGCUGAGACCACAGCCGUCGCCAUUGCCAAGAAGCUUGGGAUGCCAGUCAGCGAUUCUGCAAACGCACGAUCGGUCAUACGUGGUGAUGAGAUUGAUCAUAUGAGUACUGGUGAGCUUGCCCAGGCCAUCGCAACCACCUCCAUCUUUGCCCGUACAAGCCCGGACCACAAGAUGAAGAUUGUGCGUGCGCUUCAGUCUCGUGGAGAUGUCGUCGCCAUGACUGGCGAUGGUGUCAAUGACGCACCGGCUCUGAAGAAGGCCGACAUUGGUAUUUCAAUGGGCAAACUUGGUACCGACGUUGCGAAGGAGGCCGCCGAUAUGAUUUUGACCGAUGACGACUUCUCAACCAUUCUCCGGGCCAUCGAGCAGGGCAAGGGUAUCUUCUAUAAUAUUCAAAACUUCAUCACCUUCCAGCUCAGUACCAGCGUGGCUGCUCUCAGUCUUGUGCUGCUGAGCACUACUCUCGGGUUCAAAAAUCCACUCAACGCCAUGCAAAUCUUGUGGAUUAACAUUCUGAUGGAUGGCCCACCUGCCCAGUCCCUUGGUGUUGAACCCGUUGAUCCUUCGAUCAUGAACCGCCCCCCACGUCCCAAGCACGCCCGCGUUCUUACUCGCCCUCUCAUCCAGCGAGUUCUUACCUCCGCCUUUGUCAUCAUGCUCGGCACACUCGCCAUCUACAUCCACGAGAUGGGCGAUGUGACCGACGGUCAACACAUCGGCAAGCGCUCCAGGGUUGUCACCGCUCAUGACACCACGAUGACCUUCACCUGCUUCGUCCUCUUCGAUAUGUUCAACGCGCUGACCUGCCGCAGCGAAGGCAAGUCCGUCCUGCGCGGUGAGCUGCCCCUCUUCGGCAAUAAAAUGUUCAACUACGCCGUACUGGGUUCGCUAGCCGGUCAAGCCUGCGUUAUUUACCUGCCCUUCCUCCAGCGCAUUUUCCAGACCGAGGCGCUUGGCUUUGGAUCACUAUUCAAGUUGGUCUGCCUUGCCAGCUCGGUUUUCUGGGUUGACGAGGGGCGCAAGUACCUUGAUGCACUCCGCCGCCGGCGCGGUCUGGGUGCUGGGUACAGUGUCAAUGUAUAA